AUGACUUCCAAAACUUCAGAGCCUAGCAGCUCAGACGGCGAAGUCUACGCUGUGGGCGACGAGCUUCCGCCCUCAACCGGCGAGGUGCUUGGUUCCGUCGAGCCCCAUGUGUUCUCGAAUCCUCGCCGUGCGUCGCAUUGGCAGCAGAUAUACGAGAACGCGGCCUAUGAGGGAAGGCAUCGGUUCGAUGCUUCUCUGACGUGGUCUGCCGACGAGGAAAAGAAGCUGAGGAAAAGGUUCUCGAGUCUCGAUCUUGUUCGUAGAAACAUCAACCGUGCCGUGUCUGAUAACAUGCUUGACGACCUUGGAGCGAACACGAACGAUUACAACACCGGGAACACGAUCUACCUGGUGACCUUCCUCGCCGCUGAGCUACCUGGCGGUCUGAUCAGCAAGAAAGUGUUGAUGAACAGCCGCGCCAGCUUCUGGGCUUUCCGGGCCCUCCUCGGCCUCGUCCAAGGGGGCUUCAUCCCUGAGAUGGUGCUAUACCUGUCGUAUUUCUACAAGAACAACGAAUUGCCCUUCAAGCUAAGCAUCUUUUACACAGUCAUUCCGGUCACGCAAAUAUAUGGCGCUUUGCUGGCCGCAGGCUUUCUAGAGAUGAGAGGCGUCCUUGGCUGGGCCGGAUGGCAAUGGCUCUUCCUUAUAGAAGGUCUCAUUUGCGUGGUCAUCGGCCUUGUCAGCUUCUUCGUCAUGCCCCCCUCAGUCACCGAGCCUGCUCGCGCGUUCCGGCGCCCUGACGGAACCAACAAAUGGUGGACCGAGAGGGAGGAAAAGAUCCUGGUCAACCGUAUCCUCCGCGACGAUCCAACAAAAGGCGACAUGAACAAUCGUACCGCCGUUACGUUCAAGGGGCUUUGGGGCGCGCUCACAAACUAUGACCUGUGGCCCAUCUUCAUUGUUGGCAUCUUUGCGUGGAUACCGUUCCAGCCGACGGCGAACUAUCUUUCGUUGAUAUUGCGAGAGAUGGGGUACUCGGUUUUUGAGUCGAAUAUGUUGACGAUUCCGAGCUACGUUAUUUUCGCCAUCAAUGUUGUCGGACUUGGAUGGUUGUCUGAGCGGUUCAAUGAGCGAUCGAUAAUCGGAUCUCUGAGCAACGUCUGGAUGCUCCCUUUCUUCAUCGCUCUCGUCUCAAUCCCGGAAACAUCGAGUCCGUGGGUCCGAUAUGUCCUCAUUACCGGCAUCAACUCCAUCCCCUAUGCCCACUCGAUCUUGGUGGGAAUGACGAGUCGGAACGCUCGCAGCGUCGGUACUCGAGCAGUUUCGACUGCGGUGUACAACAUGACUUACCAGAUCGGAAGCAUCAUUGCCGCGAACAUCUAUCGCGACGAGGACCGACCGCAUUAUUACACUGCCAAUAGAGCUUUGAUAGGUCUUUGUGUGGCCAAUAUUCUGCUUUUCAUUGGGAUGAAAUUCUACUACAUCUGGAGAAACCGCGUAUUGGCGAGGAGGUAUGCAGAGGCGUCGGAGGCGGAGAAGCAGACGGCCAUUGAUAUGAGGUUUGCUCAUUGA
Colletotrichum destructivum is the source of this 1512-nucleotide messenger RNA. RefSeq names its product Putative major facilitator superfamily, MFS transporter superfamily. The coding region runs from base 1 to 1512 and encodes 503 amino acids. Gene Ontology annotation, molecular function: sulfate transmembrane transporter activity. NCBI's taxonomy places the organism in Eukaryota, Fungi, Ascomycota, Sordariomycetes, Glomerellales, Glomerellaceae. Gene Ontology annotation, cellular component: membrane. The transcript has 8 exons. The record is from RefSeq and is a predicted model, not a curated record. Gene Ontology annotation, biological process: transmembrane transport.